This is a messenger RNA of Salvelinus fontinalis (brook trout), 4601 nucleotides long. RefSeq names its product oxysterol-binding protein-related protein 11-like. Gene Ontology annotation, cellular component: cytosol; intracellular membrane-bounded organelle; membrane. Lineage: Eukaryota; Metazoa; Chordata; Actinopteri; Salmoniformes; Salmonidae. Bases 298 to 2490 code for a protein of 730 amino acids. Gene Ontology annotation, molecular function: sterol binding. The transcript is spliced from 13 exons. The record is from RefSeq and is a predicted model, not a curated record.
AUCGUGAAGCCUGUUAGCAGCGAUUUGGAUCAUGUAAACCCCAAGCUCACGACCUAGCUAGCUAGCACGUCACUGUUUUUAUAAGAAUAUAUUGUGAUGGAUUACUUAAUCAGUCGUUUAGAUAGCUAUCGUUCAUGAAAAACGAUGUGUUUUGUAAAGGCAUAAAACCGAAUAAAUCCAUCUGAGCAAGGCCUUCAAGUUAGCAAAUCAGAUUAGAGAUUGCUGUGUGACUAGCUGUCAAGCUAGCUAACGUUUCUGGCAAGGUUUGUAGCUUGUUAGCUAGCUAUAACGUUGGCUAUGACUAUGCAAGGAGAAACCGCCACGGCAAUACGAAUAUCAGACAGUGAAGGGAAACUGGAUGUCUUUCCCCAGAAAGGGACGCCUGGUAGUUCUGGGAGAGGGAGUUCUAAAAGCUGGCAGUACAGUGACCACAUGGAAAAUAUUGACGGUUACCUGAUGAAAUACACCAACCUGGUAACAGGAUGGCAAUAUAGGUUCUUUGUCCUCAACAACGAGGCAGGGUUGUUGGAGUACUUUGUCAAUGAGCAGUCCAGGCCCCAGAAACCUCGCGGGACACUCCCCUUGGCAGGGGCGGUCAUAUCCCCCAGCGACGAGGACUCCCACACCUUCACGGUUAAUGCCAUCAGUGGGGAACAAUACAAGCUCCGAGCCACGGACGCCAAAGAGAGACAGCACUGGGUGAGCCGGCUGCAGAUCUGCACGCAGCACCACACUGAGGCCAUGGGGAAGAGUAACCCUCCGCCCAAGUCUCGCAGCUACUCCAUGGCGUCUCAGGGGAGCGCCAGCUCGCCCCUGUCCCAGCGCAGGCCUAGCCAGCUCCAGAACCAGAACGCUGCCUCCUUCUUCAGCAUGACUCAGCUCCACAAGGGCUCCUCGCUGUACUCCUCCAAGAGGUCCCUGCUGCCCGACCAUCUGCUUGACGCCAGAGAGAUGAUGACCCAGGCCCAGGGCCAGCACCGAGACCUGAUCCAGACCAUCGAGGGCCUGCCCCCAGCCGCGGGCCCCCUCUCCCCGCUAGACCAGGACCUGCUGAUGCUCAAGGCCACCUCCAUGGCCACCAUGAACUGCCUCAACGAUUGCCUGCACAUCCUGCAGCUGCAGCAGGUGGCCCGCCAGAGGAGCUCCCUGGGAGGGCCCACCAUCGAGUGGCUGGAGCCCAAGCUGCCGGACAUCCUGAAGAAUGGCGGGCCCUUGGACAGCUUCAGCACCGAGGGAGGGCCGCUGGAGGGGAGCCUCCUGGAGCUCAGUGCCACGGAGCCCUGCAGUUUCUCAGGGGAGGAGAUUGAUGGGGAGGACGAGGUGGAGGACGCGUUCACGGAAAAGGAGGAGGAACUGGGGGCGGUGGAGGAGGAACGCAGUGUCAUCCUACACCUGCUCUCGCAGCUCAAGCUGGGCAUGGACCUCACGCGGGUGGUGCUGCCCACCUUCAUCCUGGAGAAGCGCUCCUUACUAGAGAUGUACGCUGACUUCAUGUCCCACCCGGACCUGUUCGUAUCCAUCACAGACGGCCAAGGGCCCGAGGAGCGCAUGGUGCGCUUCGUCGAGUACUACCUCACCUCCUUCCAUGAGGGCCGCAAGGGCGCCAUCGCCAAGAAGCCCUAUAACCCCAUCAUCGGCGAGAGCUUCCACUGCUCCUGGAGAGUGCCCAGGUCAGGGGAACCUGCCAAGGAUGCCCCCUCGCCCCCCUCUCCUCCCCAGGGAAGCCCCACCACCGAGGGGGAGGCCGGUAGUUACCAGUUGCGCUUCGUGGCUGAGCAGGUGUCCCAUCACCCGCCCGUGUCGGGCUUCUACGCCGAGUGCCCCGAGAGGCGGAUGUGUGUCAACACCCACGUGUGGACCAAGAGCAAGUUCAUGGGCAUGUCCAUCGGGGUGUCCAUGAUCGGGGAAGGCUGUCUGUACCUGCUGGAGCAUGAUGAGGAGUACACGUUCACGCUGCCCUGUGCCUACGCCCGCUCCAUCCUUACCGUGCCCUGGGUGGAACUGGGGGGAAAGGUUAACGUGAACUGCACCAAGUCGGGAUACUCCGCAGUCAUCACCUUCCAGACCAAGCCCUUCUACGGAGGCAAGCUGCACAAGGUGACGGCGGAGGUAAAGCACAACGCCACCAGCGCCGUGGUGUGCCGUGUUCAGGGCGAGUGGAACGGCGUGCUCGAGUUCAGCUACCAGAACGGCGACACGCGCAUGGUGGACGUCACCAAGCUGCCCGUCACCAAGAAGCGCGUGCGCCCCAACGACAAACAAGGACCAACUGAAUCAAGGCGCCUGUGGCAGCAUGUGACUGAGACGCUGCGUCAGAAGGACAUUGAAAAGGCCACGGAGUACAAGAGGAUCCUGGAGGAGAGACAGAGGACCGAGGAGAGACACCGCACAGAGACCGAAACCCCAUGGAGGACCAGAUAUUUUGAGAGCGAGGGCGAAGGCUGGAUGUAUCACAAACCACUGUGGAAAACACCCACUCUGAAAACUUAGUCCUACCGGUCAGUGAGAUCUAUCAUCGAGAACGGGUGUAGCCACGAGACUGACGCUCUCUUUUGGUUUGUGUGUGUGGGGUUAUUUCGUAAACGGUCGAGGUAAAGCGCGACCUCCACUUACAUGCAUACGGAUGCAAAAGUAUUGGGGAAAGCCCUAUAACGUGAUGAAAAGCUAUAUAGUUUCAUCUCCCACUCGAUGUACAACUCAAACCUCAAGGUAGUAGGUACAGGCUUUUGUACAGAUGAUCAUUUUUUGUAUAAUCCAUUCUGAAUGAGGACAUAUCUCCUUGAGCAGAUAAAAGGUACUCCAUUUACGCCGCGUUCACAAUCGUAUGACGACGCUCGUUUGGGUUGUUUUUAAAGUGUUCAAGAAUCACGAUUCAGCAGAGGGAUUUUUUUUUUUUUUUUUUUUUUACAGUGAUGUCGCACACGAGACCGAGCAUGGAAGUGCAUCUUUCAAAGUACACGCUUGACGUUCGACGGUGUGAACUGGAUAGCCAUAUUUUGGGAUAUGAUUGGCAAGGCCUGGGUCAUGUUCAUUAGGGCAUGCGACAGAAUGUUUUAAAACGCCUUACAACGGUAAAUUAGUUAUUGGAUAAGUACAUACAGUCCCUCCCUGUUUUGACUUUUCUUCCGUUUGGUGCCUAAUGAACAUGACCCUGCACAUGUUAUGUCACAGCUUGGAUAAGACACACACACACACACACACACACACACACACACACACACACACACACACACACACACACACAACCUGGCCUAAUGAACAUGACCCUGCACAUGUUAUGUCACAGCUUGGAUAAGACACACACACACACAACCUGUCACUACAAUGAACAAGUUUAUAAUGGGGACAAUGUUCCUGAAUUCAUACUGUAGGUAAUUCAUGACAUUACUCCUUUGGUUUUGCACAGACCUCUCCAUUUGGAUGAUUCCAUGUUUCAAAAUGAUUGACAAGGCUUGGCAUGAUACAGAUAGUAUUUUAACGAUUUAGGCCCCCCAAAGUGAAUGCAUUUGUUGAUAUGUGAUGUAUGAUAAAGUAACAAUCAUUCCUUUCGCAGUCCCAAAGGGAUAUAGUCCACCUUCCUUGAGGUAUUUUGGAAAAUGGACCGCAUGAUGAGCAAUGUCUUUUUGUGUACUACAAGUAUUAUUAUACUCUGGUUACUAUGUCUGAAUUCCACAAUUUGUUUUCUUAUGCAAACAAAUGUUUUACUUAUUUUUCUGGUUCAAAAUGAAUGUUAAUCUCCUGGAUAUCUGUCUGUUCUGAUUUUAAGAGCAGAAUAUAACUUAAUAUCGUCACCUUAUUAGUUGGUUUUGAAUGAGAUUGCUCCCUCGUGGUGUUUCUUUUCAAAAGCUACAGUUAUCACAUUUUUUGCCCCCCCCCCCCCCAAUGUAUAAAAUACACAGCACUAGUUGAGUCUCAACACCAAUGCAGUCAAUAUCAGCCUGGAAAGGUUCUCCCAACCCUUUUUUGAUAGGCAGAAUGCAAAGAGAAGACCUGCUUGACGCAUGGGAUUUGACUUGAACUCUGCAUUGAUAAGCUACUCUCUCCACGUCAUGGUGCCUUAAUCACUCUUCCUGUGUGCUUCUUCCAGUCCAAGAGUAUAGCAUACCCCCCCACCCCCAGGGCCGGAUUACCGCAUUUGGAAGUCAGCUAAUUUAUAGCAGUUUCAUACUGCUAUUCUACUCAUUUUGGCAUGGGCCUGAGAACAAUUUGCUGUUUUAAAGCUAUAUUGAGGCAAUUCUACACAUGAUGCUUUCUGGGGGGCCCCGACCUCCAAGGGGAAGCAAUGCCGGGGCACAUGCCCUGCGUGCCAGUUCUGUAAUCUAGCCCUGUUUGUUUCCCCCCGUCACCGCUAUGAAUGAUGCAAUAGUAUGUAAAUAUUGGUUGUUUUGAGGUAUUUGUGGCAUUCUUUCCUGUUUUGAAGAAAGAUAUGUUGGAUGCGCAGACCCCUGAAUGGUGUUAUACAAGUUGACUUUGUUGUUUGGAAUAUUACUCGUUUGUCUUGCUGACCUGUGAAAUGCACUGACGUUGAAGGAAACAUGACUCUCCUUGUAGACUAAGAUAUGUGUGGUAAUGACUGAUUAAAUAAAUUGCCUAUCAAUUGA